Molecule: messenger RNA, 1102 nt
Organism: Mucor mucedo
Lineage: Eukaryota; Fungi; Mucoromycota; Mucoromycetes; Mucorales; Mucoraceae
Product: etoposide-induced protein 2.4-domain-containing protein
Exons: 5
Coding region: 214-978 (254 amino acids)
Biological process (GO): macroautophagy
Cellular component (GO): endoplasmic reticulum
Source: RefSeq, a predicted model, not a curated record
UAUAUUUCUCUUUGUUUUCAAUUCAUAUCAUACAAAUGGCAACUAUAGCAAAUUCGUCUGCUUCACAGCAUUGGAACUACUUUUUAAAUGGUCUUGAACAAGCGUCAAACUGGCCAAAGACUUUUAUAUUAUUUUACACGUAAAUUGAACUAAACCUUUCACCCUUAUGAAACUCAUUUAUCAAAAAUUAGUUCAUCGAGCAUUCAAAAGGCCAUGUUGACUACCUUUCUCUUAAAUGGUGUCAUCUUUUUAGGCGGUCAAGUCUUUUUGGAGACUUUAUAUCCUCAAUCCUCGUUAUUUGGAUGUUCUUAUGUUUCUUUACUUGGUUUCCCAGCAUAUAUCGCUUUGCUCGUGAUUAACGGCAAGUUCUUUUCCAAAGUAGCCGAGAAAUCCUAUCAAAUACAAUCCAGUCAACAGAAACAGAAGAAUACAACCAGCGUUGUUGAAACCAUGGCAUCUACCAUUUUUACUAUCAUUUUAUAUAUUAACUCUGGAAUCUUUGCUGCUCUCUUGGUAAAAAUCCCUUUUAUUGGUUUAAUUUUAUCAUUCCUGAUGAAUUGUAUCAUCACCUCAUAUUAUUGUUUCGAAUAUCAAUGGAUUUAUAAAGGCUGGAAUAUUGAAAAACGUUUAGCAUACAUGGAAAAGCAUUGGGCAUACUUUGUUGGAUUUGGAUUACCUGUUACUGUUGUCACUUUCUUCCUCUCCUUCCUUCGUUCGGGUGCCGUAUUCUCUCUUAUUUAUCCCUGUUUCAUCAUCAUGUCCAUGAUGGCUGCUCCUAAGGCCACUACCACUUAUAGUCAAACAUUGGCCUCAGGUGCCAACGCCCAAUCUGAAUGGAGUUUACCUAACAGUAUUCCCUUUUUCUAUCCAGUUAGAAAAAUGAAUGACUUUGUCAUUCUGGUGGUACGCUUGCUUGGUGGUGUCCAUGCUGAUUCUAUCGUUUCAGAAAAGAAAUUAGCUAGUUUAAAGCAAGAAUAAGUUAUAAUCAAAUAUCUCAAGACACUCAUAAUCGCAUAGUUUAAACCUUUUCGACAUCUCGGUAUCUAAAUAUGCGUUUACCCUAUCAAAUAAAGAAAUAAUGCUAUGCAUUAAUGUACUGAAA